Suillus bovinus is the source of this 682-nucleotide messenger RNA. RefSeq lists its product as uncharacterized. NCBI's taxonomy places the organism in Eukaryota, Fungi, Basidiomycota, Agaricomycetes, Boletales, Suillaceae. The transcript is spliced from 4 exons. The record is from RefSeq and is a predicted model, not a curated record. Bases 217 to 528 code for a protein of 103 amino acids.
AGUACCUGCACAUCCCUAUGAGAACAAUUUAUGAGAGUAACCUCGAGAUGUGACCGAGUGACUGCGGCAUCCCGCGGGAAAUGAAUCCGGCUCUUAACGCGUUACUUUAUAUAAGUUCAACCUCAAAUCCAUCAUAUAUUCCUCAUCAUCAUCCUCCGGGCUUUCAGUCUCGCCUUUCAUCUUUUAGCUUAGUACUGGCUUGCUUUGUCUUUCACGAUGACAACACUUCAACAAUCCAACUCUCGUGCAGAGAAACUCGUCGCUCUCCCAAGCUUGUCAUGCGGUCUCUCUUCAUUACCUCAAGCCAAAAGCAUGGACAGCGUAUCGCUACACCCAAACAUGUACGCGCAGCGGGCAGCUGAAAGCGAAGCAAAGCUCAAAAAUGUCCUGUCCAAGACUGCGGCAUCACACUCGCAGGCUCCUCCACCUAUCCCUACAUACAUGAACCCGCCCCAUCAUAACCCAAAUUCGCCGAAUUCAUCUCCGCCCUUGAUGAUGCGGAAAACUAAACCAAAAUUCUCGGCCUAAGUGGCCAGCCUAGACUUUCCUUUUAUAUCUUCCUCUGCUGGGAACUAUUGUAGAUCUUGCAUUACCACCAUAACGCGGCACACCCUCUCAUCGACCAUCCUCAUCACGUUAUUGCAUCGCAUAUAGACACAUCGCAUACCUAUAUUCAUACCAG